Messenger RNA from Manis javanica (Malayan pangolin), 6443 nucleotides. It is a transcript of the gene SGCD, whose product is annotated as sarcoglycan delta. NCBI's taxonomy places the organism in Eukaryota, Metazoa, Chordata, Mammalia, Pholidota, Manidae. Gene Ontology annotation, biological process: cardiac muscle tissue development; heart contraction. The record is from RefSeq and is a predicted model, not a curated record. Gene Ontology annotation, cellular component: sarcolemma; sarcoglycan complex.
UCAAGGGGCUGACUGGGGUCAGCUGGGGACUGCGAAUCGAAGGAGCAAGUUAAAAAGGGGCAGCAUGGAACAGAAGUGAGAGAAGACUCCUCUCCAGCAUCUAUUGCCAAAGGAGCAGAGCCCGGAGAAUGGCUGAAAAAUCAGAAUUGGUUCUAGAAGCAGCUUGCUUUGUGGUGGUGAAUAUGAGCCCAGCAGACGCCAUGGGCGCUGUUGGAGGGGAGCGAGUCUGUGCUUGACACAUGUGUUUCCCAUUGAUAGCUGGAGACAGCCCAGUAGCUCUAAGUUGGCCUGACAAAGCCAUAUUGAAGUACAGACAGAGUACGGUUUCAAAGCAGUCAGAAAAAGAACGGGAAUGCUGUUCAGGAAAUUCUUCAGGCAUGGGCAGGGACUUGGCUGCAGUUCUACAGUUGGAAAAUCUGACUGGAGCAGCUUCUGAGCGCAGGCUGGGCCUGCUCCCACUCUGCGGGCCCAGCGGCCGCCUCCUUCAAAGCCUCUUCAGCACACUCCGGGACUGGGGGCGAUUUUCAUCAGCCGCUUUGUGAAGCAGACAGGAGAGAUGCCUCAGGAACAGUACCCACACCACCGUAGCACCAUGCCCAGCUCCGAGGGGCCACAGGUAUACAAAGUGGGGAUUUAUGGCUGGCGGAAAAGGUGCCUGUAUUUCUUUGUCCUACUCCUGAUGAUUUUAAUACUGGUGAACUUGGCCAUGACCAUCUGGAUUCUCAAAGUCAUGAACUUCACGAUUGAUGGAAUGGGGAACUUGAGAAUCACAGAAAAAGGUCUAAAGCUAGAAGGAGACUCAGAAUUCUUGCAACCUCUCUAUGCCAAAGAAAUCCAGUCCCGACCAGGUAAUGCCCUCUACUUCAAAUCAGCCAGAAAUGUUACAGUGAACAUUCUCAAUGAGCAGACUAAAGUCCUAACUCAGCUAAUAACAGGUCCAAAAGCCGUUGAAGCUUAUGGCAACAAGUUUGAAGUAAAAGCAGUUUCUGGAAAAUUGCUCUUCUCUGCAGAUAACAAUGAAGUGGUAGUAGGAGCUGAGAGAUUAAGAGUUUUAGGAGCAGAGGGCACAGUGUUUCCUAAAUCUAUAGAGACACCCAAUGUCAGGGCAGACCCCUUCAAGGAACUAAGGUUGGAGUCGCCAACCCGGUCUCUGGUAAUGGAGGCCCCCAAAGGAGUAGAAAUAAAUGCAGAAGCCGGCAAUCUGGAAGCCACCUGCAGAACAGAGCUGAGACUGGAGUCCAAAGAUGGAGAGAUUAAGUUAGAUGCUGCGAAAAUCAAACUACCUAGACUGCCUCAUGGAUCCUACACGCCCACAGGAACGAGGCAGAAGGUCUUCGAGAUCUGCGUCUGUGCCAAUGGGAGAUUAUUCCUGUCCCAGGCAGGAACUGGUUCCACUUGUCAGAUAAACACAAGUGUCUGCCUUUGAGAGACUAUCCAUAGUGGACGUUGUCAGCAGCAUAAAGGCCUUUUUUUUAAAAGGUUUUAGACAUUGGCUGCCAGCUAUUUUUACUAGAACACAGAAAGCCUAUCAAAGACCUUUGGAGUGUGUGUGGGUAUGGGUGUGUGUGUGCGUGCGUGUGUUUGUGUGUGGGUGGAUAUAAAUAUAUAUAAAUAUAUAUAAAUAAAUAUAUAUAUAUCCUCUGUAUAAAAUGAGGUUUCAGUACAAAAGGAACCAUGGGUGACCCUGUGAUAUCCACUGUCAUUUCCAUCCCAACCCCACCACCUACAUAAUAAUAUCAAAACACUGAUUCAGGCCCAGUAUUCCCCAGACCCUUCAGAAUCACACAGUGUAUCAGACACUUACUGAAUAUUCACCCCCAUGUUUAACAGCGUAUCUUCUCCCUUAGUGUCAUUACAGGGCAGUGAUGGCGGGAAUCUCCAACUCCGUGCUCAGGUGCUGAGACCCUUGUAUUAAAAAUACACAUUCGGUUUCCUUUUUUAGCCUUAGUAAGGCCGGCCAACGUCUCCCUCUUCGAGCAAGGGAUGGGGCUGUGCCCUAGAAGUCAGCUGUCAAAACCUAAAAGGGCUGAUCUGCCUUUGCAGCCAAAUGUUUCAGGGCUUCUGUAGUCAGAAGAAUGAGGAGGAGGAAUUUUAGCAAAAUUGGCACUGCUCACUCAAAUCCUGCUAUCUUACUUCCUUCAAACUCACAUGUUAUCCCACAGCCAAAAUAGGGGCUACAAAUCAGCACAAAACAGGGUAACAGCUGCUCCUCAGUCGGCUGGAAGCUACUCAAUGGCCUGACAGGCAAGAAAUAAAUAGCGGUAUGUCUUUGUUUAAAGGAGAGAAAAUGGCUCAAAAGCUGUUGUGUCCUCACUUCCGACUGUUUGCAACACACCUUAGCCCAAAAUGAUCAAGUGAAUCAGAAUUCUUCAGAGCAGAACCCUACUCCAUCCGAAGUGAGUUGGAGAUAGAAAUCUAAGAGUAGUACAGGGAACCUAAUUAUUUUUUGUAUGUGUCUUGGGAUUGGUAGGUGAUUUAGAGACAUGCCUUUUAUUUUCAAAGGCAUGCACCAACUCUCCAGCUUCAGUCUUCUUAUAUGUUGUUUCAGUGUUGGGAUAUUCAUAGUCCUAAAUCCACCAUUAUGUUUUUCCCAAGAAUAGUGACCCAAGAAUCAGAAUCACAGAUCUAAAAAGGUACUCCAUGCCCCAGAAACGUUCACUGAAAAUUAAAAUAAACUGAGUCAAGUGUUUUAUCAGAAACACUGUGUCUCCCAGGGCCCAGAAGCAUGUGCUCCCAUAUGUGGAAGCAGCUCUCUAUUCCCGCCAUCAACUACCUCUCAUCACUCCACCUUCAUCGUCCUGCUCCAGGGUCACCCUGGCCAGCUCUUGUGCUGGGACAGGGGAUUACACCAUCUCUGUUCAAAGAGGGGGAAAUGUGCCUAUGCCUUAAGUCAAUGCACUCAGCAAGGAGAAGCACAUCUUAUUUAUCUUGUUACCUGUAGUUUAUUUUAGGUGAUUAGAGGGUAAUGGUUUAGUAAUGACUGGGCAUCUUAAAAGCUGGUAGACAAACCAAGUGGCUGACAGACGUGGACUCGGAACCCAGAAUGGAGACAGAUAUGGCUUAGAGAGUCCUGGAUGCCACUGGGCAAGAAGUGGCUCCACAAUCCUAAACGAAGUAGUGUUUAUAGGCCUGAGUGGAUUUGUUUUUUCCUCAACAAGUUUCUGAUUUUUUUUUAUUUCACAAGCAGGGAAAGAUUUGUCAUUAGUGAUGAAUACGUUGUUUGAUAUUUUUGAGAUGACACUGAAGUAUCAGGCUGAGUUCUGCACACAUGGUCUAUAAAAGCAAGUUGUGCAUUGCUUAGUCACUUGGGUGAGGAUCCUAGCCUGACCAGUGGUCCUACUGGCUUCCAGACCCUAGGAUCCCACCAGUCACUCCUCCUCCAUAUCCCAUGUAGAAGAAUUGAGUUGUUCAAGGGCAAGACUGCUUAGUUUGCAAUGCUAGAGUCUAAAAAAUGAAAACCAUAAAAAAAAAUCAAGUUGCUCUGAAUCAUUAAUAUUUAUGUCCUGCAGAGUCAUGUUGUCAGAAUCUGUGUGUACUACACACAGGGUUUUGUCAAACCAGGAGAGGCCCUCUGGGCUACUGAGAGCAUCUACCCCAUAUCAUUCAGAUAAAGAGUAGUGACUACAAGGUCCUUUGUAGCUAAAUACCUAAGACAAAGUAUUUUUAAGCAGGCAGGCUACCUUUAGAUUUUGACAAUUCAAAUACAUAAUCUAUAAAUGACAGGAAAGAUUCCCUGAACCUCUUUCCUAAUUUUGUUCCAAUCAUUACAUGAAAUUCUGAGAUCAGCACCUUGGGAAUUUUAUGCCAAUAAAAAAGGCUAGUGUGAUCCUACUUGCAGAAUUUAAUCAUAAAGAUAAUCAGACUCAAAUAGAGUAAAAAUAAUAAUGGUAAGCAAGAAUAAAAAUCAAGUAUCUACAUGGACUGACAUGAUAAAAAAAAAUUCUGAUUUUCAUUCAUGCUAAGUAACCACAAUAUACUAGGUAAUAGGAAAUUUAGCAAGAAUUAAAUCACGUAUUUCAGUUCAGACAUCAGAAUUCAGUAAAAUGCAUUUUAAAUUCUUCAACAUACAUUUUUUCCUCCCAAAUUCCUCCAACUAGAAAUAUUUGUCCAUGGUCAUGAGAGAAAGUUUUACCUGAGUUCUGGAAAAAAUAUCUUUUACAUUAAAUUCUGAUAACCUUUAAUUUUAAAAAAGUGAGAUUCUAAUUUUUAUAUGUAUUUUCUAGACAAUCAUACCGUUUAGUAUAUUCAUCAGUGAGUGGAUGGCAUGACAAACAAAAAGUUCAAAUGAAUCUUCAAUAUUCUAGAAGUUCUAGUGUACUAAUAAUUUUCAGAACAAUUUUAUAAAUGAAAAACCAAUCUCCAAGUAUGUUUGGCAAUUAGUUCUAUUUGUUAUCUGCUCAAUAAGUCAUAAAAGUUAAGUCUUGAGAAACUACUGGGGUAUGAUAGAGGUUUUAAAAAGCCCUUAUGGUGGCAUCUGUAUACAUGGAAACUUGGUGUGAGGCUUUUUAGUCAUUGUUGUACAAGGGACAGAUCCUAUAAACUUGAAUUGCCUUUAAUUUCCCUUAGGUGAGUUUUCUUUUGGAUUAUUUUCAUUGCAUAUCCAUCUACCACAGACCAAAGAUUGCUUGAGGUUUAACUCUAGAGCAGAGGUCAGCAAACUCUGGUCCUAAAUCAAAUCUGGUUCAUCACCUGUUUUUGUAAAUAAAAUGUUAUUGUAAUGCAGCCACAUCCAUUCAUUGAUAUGUUGUCUGUGGCUGAUUUCAUACUGUAACAGCAGGGCUGAAUGUGCCACAGGCAUCAUAGCUUGCAAAGCAUAAAAUCCCUACCAUUUGGCUCUAUACAGAAAAAGUUUGCUGACCCCUGACAUAGAGGUGAUUUGUGGUAUGUGUUGAAUACAUCAGAAGAGAAAGCAAACUUCAUGAUAGCAUGAAGUAAGCCUACCUUUCUAUGUUUGCUGGGGAAUAUAAAUUCUUGGCUAUAGAAAAAAGUCAGCCUUAUGCUACUUGUAAAAGUGAUCCACUUGUCUGAGAAAUGUAGGCUCACAGGGCUCAUGGGAUGCUGGGGAGCAGUGAGUUUGGAAUUAAAAGAGAGCUUAGUGUAACAGGAGAGCCGUGACCUUCCAACUCAUUUUGUCUUAGGACCCUUCAUAAAUAAGUGGUUUCUUUGGUCGUUAUCUUAUGUGACAAAAUGAAGUAGGAGUCCUAUGACUUAAAUUUAGACUCUCUUUCCUAAAGAAUUAUUUCUGCAAUCUCAGAGGUUUCCAUGUCACCAUCGCAUAUUCCAGAAAUAUGCCCAUUCCAUGGCCCUCUAGAAUUCUCUGGACCUAACACAUCUUUUGACAUCCAUCACCUCAGUUGUUCACAGUUCUGGUAUGCUUGCCGUUCCUAUGAGUGCACCAGGCCAGAAGGUGUGGUGGAACCAAUAAAUAAUUAGAGAUAUUGGAAGAAGCAUCUUAAAUUAUGUAAGAAGAAAAAAAUGUAGUGCAACUCUUUCAUGAAGCUAUUCUGGGGGAAACCAAAUUAAUGCCAUUUGGUUUUGUUUCUGAGGACCUGGGUUUUUGUUCUUUGGUGUAGUGGGAGUGCAAUUCAAAGAUGAAUUCCAACAUCUCUGCCUCUGUGUGGUAAGGCAGGUUCCUACCAGAGCAACAUCUCUAUUGCUAAUCCAGGGCUUCAUACUCACACUCAAUGUUGUUAAAAUAGCCCCAGUUAGGAAUGAUUCUUGGCAGCAUGCUUAUUCAUGUCUAGGAGGAAAGUUGUGGGGUUUUUUAAUGAAAACAACCACCAUUUACCAGAGCCUAAUCAACAUCAAUUAAAGGAGUCCUUUGGCAUUUUAUGUGGAUUUAACCAAAAGAGGGUUAAAUUGGCAGCACUGCCCUUCAUAAGAACAGCUACAUAAGAAUAUCUUGCUUUUGUUUAUUUUGGGCAAAAGGUAGCAUUAUGUUGGGACCAAUGAGGUAAAUUGAUCCACAUAAGCACCUGAUCUUUAUUUUAUAAGGCUCUCUGAAAGGUGAAAUCUCAUCUAAAUAAGCUGUAAAUAAGAUCCAUUUCCUCUCUUUCCCCUGGGCUGGGAAAUCUUAGGCACAAAAAGGAUAAUGAAGCAGUUCCUGGAAUGAUACAUUUGCAUGGUGCCCCAGUAGCAGGUGGAAAAAGAAGUUACAAUAAAAGAAACAACCUCAGAAAACAGGCCUUUUAUCUCAAAGAUAAAAUGUCUCUUUUUGGUCUUUCAUCUUCCCCCUGGGUAGAAGGUUCCUCCAGUUCCAACAUAUUUCCAUUAAAAAUAGUCAAAAGCUACUGCACUGGGAUGUCAGAUGCAUCUCUUUCUUUGUGGUAAUCGGAAUUUAAAAUUAUACAGUUGCCUAUGAAUUUCUCAUUCACAAAGCUAAACCACUGAUAAGAGAUAAAGCAGUCUGAAGCCUGCUGCUUCGGCCAGCGCAGCACACCACC